UUACCGGAGGCUCCUACUCAUGAAGGUUUUUCUCUUGGUCGGGAUCGCGGUGGACAUUGCAGUUUUAUAUUUCGAUAUAUUCCCAAACCAAAAUGAUCAUGAAGGAGGCCUUCAGGAAAUGGUCGAAAUGGCGGAGAUAAUCUGGCGCACAAAACCUCCCAUCGGUACAAAAAAGCUAAAAUUCCUGGGCCAGCCAUCAGGAAUACAAGCCUACAUAAUUAUUACUCUCAUAUUCCGAAUCUACAUCACGUUGAUUACGCAAAUAACCCAUUUGCUAAUUUUUAUCGCCUCCGUUGCCGUUUACGAGAUUGUCAACGAGACUGUGAAGAACGUUGAAAAGUUGACUUAUUCCAAAGACAAAAUUAUGCAACUCGUCCGAAUGAAGGAACAAAUUGGAGUCGUCAAUGAAAUUAAUGGGCCAAUGAUGGUCGCAGUUUUUAUUGACAUGCUCGGCCACCUUGCAACCGCUCUUGGCAAACCAAGUGAUGAUAUUUGGUACGACGGGAUUUUUUUCUUAAUCAAGUAUUCAAUUAACUUUGCAAUUCUGGUGAUUGCUGCAGAAGCUCAUUGCAAAGCUGUCAUGCUGGAAAAGUCCAUCAUAUUUUCAUACGUCAUGAAAGAAUCAGAUAGGUCAGAGGCCAAUAAAAAUCAUCAAGGACUUUGGGAGGGCAAAGUGGCCAAGCAAGUUCAGGCUAUGCAAGCCUUGUUAAGGACAUCUCCAGGACAAAAUGGUUUAACUGGGUGGAAAUUUUUCUUGAUUUCGUAUCCAUUUUUGGGAUCGGCACUCAGCAUCUGCUUAACAUAUGCCAUGGUCAUGUUACAGUUCGUUGCUGCACCGAAAAGGGAGAAAACUGGAUAGCAAAUUGAACGCUAAAAUUUUGCCAAGUUGAUUAUUAACGUAUUUCGUUCUUAUGUGCUGCUUAAUAAAAGUGACACCAACGAAAUAAGAUUGUUUGUUAAAUUU
Messenger RNA from Folsomia candida, 964 nucleotides. RefSeq lists its product as uncharacterized. The transcript has 5 exons. Lineage: Eukaryota; Metazoa; Arthropoda; Collembola; Entomobryomorpha; Isotomidae. The record is from RefSeq and is a predicted model, not a curated record. Bases 20 to 859 code for a protein of 279 amino acids.